AUGCUAACGUUGUUCUAUUCGUCAAGAGCAAUCCCAGUACGCCUGGUAACGAGCGCGUCAUAUGCAACUCGAACUCGAAAAGUUGCCAUUCCUGACGGUCCAUCUUUUCAAGAUUUCGUUUCGUCAGGAAAUGCAAAAGAAGCAGUGGCCAAAUAUGAGGGUCGUUUGAAGCUUGAAAUUGGUGGAAAGAGACUCAGAUUACCACCGUGGCUGAAACGAAAUGUUACAUCAGUGGAAAAUGGCAAUUAUUUUAAGCUGAAAAAACAAAUAAAGGGACUAAAACUUUCAACGGUUUGUGAAGAGGCUCGUUGUCCGAACAUUGGAGAAUGCUGGGCAGGAUCACGCAAUGCGCCUGCAACGGCUACUAUUAUGCUUAUGGGGGACACUUGCACUCGAGGAUGCAGGUUUUGCUCCGUAAAAACAGCACGCAACCCGCCUCCACUCGAUGCGGAUGAACCGCUAAAGACGGCUGAAGCUAUUGCUGAAUGGGGUGUUUCGUAUGUGGUUUUUACAUCUGUUGACAGAGAUGACAUACCGGAUGGUGGUGCAUCGCAUAUCGCCGAAACAGUUCGACGGGUCAAAGAAGCCUCUCCAAAAAUUCUGGUUGAAUGUCUCGUACCAGAUUUUGGUGGUUCGUUGGAAAGUGUCGAAACUGUGGUCCAAUCGGGUUUGGAUGUUUAUGCACACAAUAUGGAAACGGUUAAACGUUUAACACCAUGGGUUCGGGAUCCAAGAGCGACUUACGAACAGUCCUUGAAGGCAUUGGAACACGCUAAAAAGACAAGACCAGACGUUGUUACGAAGACAUCGAUAAUGUUAGGUCUCGGUGAGCGAGAUGACGAAGUGAUUGAGACAAUGAGAGAUUUACGAUCGAUUGGUGUGGAGGCAUUAACGUUCGGUCAAUAUAUGCAACCAACGAAGAGGCAUUUACUCGUCAAAGAAUGGAUUACACCAGCUAAGUUUGAUGAAUGGAAAGAAAAAGGCGAUAGUUUCGGUUUUCUUUAUACGGCGAGUGGUCCUCUGGUCAGAUCUUCNUUAAGGCCGGAGAGUUCUACCUGUCGAAUAUCGUUAACGCCAAGAAGAAGGUGAAUGAGAAAUCAGCGGUAAACGCUUGAGUAGGCUGUGCUGCUUUGUAAAUACGAAUUCGAUGUAGUUCUAUGUAAUGGUAAUAAAAUAAUAAAGUUGACAUUCAUUAAACGAACUAAACUGCUCAAAGGGAAUUAAUAAAUGAUGUUCC
This is a messenger RNA of Anisakis simplex (herring worm), 1237 nucleotides long. The record is from the annotation of a GenBank genome assembly. Lineage: Eukaryota; Metazoa; Nematoda; Chromadorea; Rhabditida; Anisakidae.